GUUGGCUCAGGCAAGGUACGGACGAUACAAAUGGUGGACAUACACGCGCCCUGAUGAUGAAUCUGAACUCAAGUCUCUUGCUCAGGCACUUCUACUAGAUGGUGGCUGCCUUCGUUGAGCGGAGUACAUUCAGCCAUCGAUUUCGAGCUGGGGGAUCUGUAUCGUGCCUGAGGUACAACUGGAGUAUCAGGUACCCGGUAUGGUUUUCAUACUGUUUAGAUCCAUCUUUGGCGGUAAAUUCUGCCUUACUGUGAUUCCAGUCACUCUCCCUCAUCGUCGUUAAACCCCUUCCUCCCUCAACAUACUUUUCGCAGACCUUUCUCAUCAUCGUCCACCUCUUUUGACAUCUCUUACGCCGCCUGUCUCACCCUAUCUUGCCUGCGUCCUCUCCAUCUUCAGUGCGUUUAUCUAUCGGUAACCGCUCCGCCCACCAGCUAGCAAGAACCGUCGUGAUUUGCGGCAGCAUCUUAAUCUGAGUACCCCUUCGAUCUAUUCGUCCCUUCAGGAGUGUCAACAUCCCCGAUCCCUUUAUCAUUGCACACCUCCAGCCUAGGUUCCGUGGCAUUGCAUUACAAUUUUCCCUCUAUCGCCAUGGAGGGAAGCUCUACCGCGGUUGAUGGAGGUUCCACCAUCGAAGAGGAAACAAAAACCCUCAAUCUGAUAACUUUGCUAUCUGAUCCAAGCCACCCCAAAAGUCACCUGACGAGCCAGAACGAUACGGCCAUUUGGUUCUCCAGGAUCCCUCUAGACGUCCGGCUGAUGAUUUACGAAUUAGCUGUCUAUGUGGAAAAGCCUAUUGAGCCCAGACAAAUUCUCCCUCGAUCGAACAAAUUCUGGUGGAAAAGAUCCAAACCCGGAGAACCAGUUGGACCGCAGUUGACGGUGGUGACCCUUUCCCAAACAUGCCGGCGGAUUUACUUCGAGAUUGAAUCUCUAGCCGUAUUCUACCGCAUAAACACCUUUCGGUUUCGGCCGCCCUUUGAUCCUACGCCAUAUUUGACCGCUAUAACCCCAUGGAGACGACAGAAUAUUCGUUCUGUCCAGUUCCUCAUGCGGGGUUCGUAUCCGGACACUUACGCUUUCUUUAUUUCACAUUUCACCAACAACAUCCACACCGUGGCUCUGUUGAACCAGUGCCGGCUGAACACAAUCACGCUAACCUUGGACCUGAGCGCCCAUUUCUCGAGCACGCGUGGUCACAAAUACAAUUGGACGCCCGCCGCCAACCCCCCCAUUAAUGGCAUUGUAUUUCAAACGCAACAGAUAGGGGGGUUGCUAAGAGAUUUCCUUAACGAGAUUAAUAAUACCGACUACCACCGGGCAAGCAUGUGGAAUAUGGAAAAUCUCAGACUUGAGGUUCUUAUGGAAGAUCGCACCUUUAAACUCGGAUUCCGCCCAAGCGUACAAAUAAGCCAGUUCCAGGUGACCGGCGAAGACGCCCCUCCAGAGGUAGGCCAAAUAUUUCAGUGGUUGAAUAAUGUCAACCAUGCGUUCAUCAUCCGGAAGAGGAACCUUGAAAUAACUCACGCCAAUGGAGGCUGGGAAGCAUGGAAGGAAAGGGUCUCAGGCAGGCAGCAGGUAGCUAGAGCCUUGGAACAUGCAAAUAUAGACUUCCCAGGGGACGACCGAAUCGACCAGGACCUUCUCGCCAGCUCUACCAGCAGAAUCUCGUCAAGGACAAGAUUCAGGUCAAGACGGCCAGAUACUAAACUGGGCGUGAAUGUGCGGGUCAAACCGAAGUAUUCGUUGCAGGGCAAUCUCGUGUGGGAGGUCGACCACAUCACUGAUAUCCGAUGGGGCGAGUCUGAUAUCGAGUGCCGCGUCACUUGGGUGGAUGAAGGCGAGCCAUCAUGGGAACCGCUGCACACGCUGGCAUGCGACGCCUUGGAGGUCAAGAUUCGCGCCUACUACAUAAAAAUCUUGGUGCCAAACUUGGCUAGACGCAGGUGGGAAGAUCAUCGUGCCCUCUUGAGGCAGAGGGAAGCCAUGGUUUCGCCGAAGGACAUACUCGAAGCCUUGGGUGGCGACUCGCCAGCCUUUCACGACUUGGAAUUCCCAUCACGUGUUGAGACCCUCAGAAACACCUGGGAAGAACUAAAGUUCAAGUGGGACAUCCAGCUCGCGCAGCUGCGUUCACAGGUAUCUGAGGAAGAGGGAGAGGGAGAAGAGGAGGAAGAGGAAGAAGAGGAGGAGGAAGAGGAGGAAGAGGAGGAGGAAGAAGAAGAGGAAGAAGAAGAGGAAGAAGAAGAAGACGACGAGGAAGAGGAAGACGACGAGGAAGCGGAGGACGAGGAAAUGGAAGAAGAGGAGGAAGAAGAGGGGGAGGAGGAGGAAGAGGAAGAAGAAGAAGAAGAGGAGGAGGAGGACAACGACGACUACGACGAGUUAGAUGAGUGGACGACAUCUGCGAGACUGGCCUAGCCGGGAACCACAAGUCAAACCACUCUGAUAAUCUGGCUCACGGACCACCACCUAGAAGACUGGGGCCAGGCGGUCCCCAAGGACAAAUCUGCCAACCAGCUCUUCUCACUAUUACUAUACCUGUCAUCUGAGCUCAGGACCACGCUCGGGUGGAUGGGCUCACCAACAUUUCAGGUUUUAUUUUUCUUUCACCAAGGGCGGGGGACGUUGUUAUAGCUCCUCUUACGAGAUUCUUACUUUGAUACCCUCUCAAGUUUAUCUGAGUCUACCUCAGUAUGCUUGACUUCACUUCCCCCAUUUCCCUUUCCCCCUUUCACCUGAUUUCAUCUUGUUCCAUCAAUCUCUCGGUUGUUCAUCCGUUUGUUCACUUCACUUUCCAUUUCCUUUCAUCUCACUCUUUCCGGCCCCCCGUAAUGCUACCCCUCUCAAGAUUGAGACUAUUGAGAUUGCUGCAUCCCAUCAGGUGGAUAGCACUCUCCGGAUGGCUUCCUGGGCGGCUGUGAAAAGAACAAAAUAAUCCCCUCAAAAGCACAAAAAAAAAAAACGGAAAAGAGAAAACCACCUAAAAAAAAAGUCACUCACUUGGUCUUCACCAUUACCAGGGUCUGGUCAGAUACGCGCCACCCGAGUUGACAAGACAAUGCCAGGCCUACUGUCAAGGUACCCUGUGUUACACCCGGAUCCCUGGACCUG
Molecule: messenger RNA, 3114 nt
Organism: Durotheca rogersii
Lineage: Eukaryota; Fungi; Ascomycota; Sordariomycetes; Xylariales; Xylariaceae
Exons: 3
Coding region: 592-2421 (609 amino acids)
Source: RefSeq, a predicted model, not a curated record